CCUGAGCCUCGUGCCUGCGCCCGUAAAUCCGGAAGCGCUGGUGUUCGCGGCACCCGCCCACCGCUGGAAAUUCCUUAGAGGAGCAGUCAGUCCGGCAUUCACGACAAGCAAGAUGGCACAGGCGUUCAAGGUCUUUGAGACCUCCAGCGAGGAAUUGGCGGACAUUGUCGGAAAGCAAAGCGCUGUCAAUGGAUCAGUGGACGCAAUGCUACUCUUGCGGCGAUACGCCUUGGACACGAUUCUCAAGGCUGGCUUUGGCAUCGACAUGGGCGUGCAGAAAACCGAACCUGGUGGGUUUUGGGACAAACUCGCCAUUGAAGGUUCCCGGCUGUUGGAUGCACUCGGGCUGCAAGGAAUCACGCUAAUAGCAAAUUGUCUGCCAGAACUUCAGCCUCUUCUUCUGUGUCUGGUGAAAGUUACUGCAUGGUGCAUAGAUAAGUUCACCGCUUGUGUCGAGAGCCUGGUGAAACCAAUCAUUGAGCGGCGCCGGGAGAUCAAGUCGAGCAAGGCAUGUGACAUCCUUCAGUUUCUUCUUAAGAGCGAGGAAUUGGAUGCCGCUACGGGCAAUGACGCUCAUAGCCGCCUAUCUAGAGCCGAGAUCUUGGCAAAUGCGAUCGUUUACUUCUCUGCCGGGUUAGACAGCACGGUUUACGCAGUCGUCUCGGUUCUAUACUCCGUGGCCACGCACACGGACAUUCAGGAAAGACUGAGAAAAGAAAUUCACACCAUACUGAAGGAGGAGGGUCAGCUCACCUAUCACGCUGUCGGACGAAUGAAAUACCUCGACAUGGUGCUCAAGGAGACGAUGCGUCUGUAUUCUCAAAACGUUGGGUUUGUCGCAAGACGUGCGGUUUCCGACUACACGUACAAAGACCUUUUAAUACCAAAAGGGGUGAGCGUAUUAGCUGCUGCAAGCUGCCUCAACGUAGACCCAGAUAUAUGGAGUGAUCCAACUGUGUUUGACCCAGAGAGAUUUAGCGAUGAGAACAAGGCUCUCAUCCACCCGGCUUCUUACCUGGCUUUCGGAGUUGGUCCACGUAGCUGCGUGGGCCGUGCGUUCGCCACUCUGAACGUCAAAACAGUUAUCGCCACGUUAUUGUCAAGAUAUCGAGUACGUAUGGACGGCGAGCGUCACAAGGUAAGCGGCAGGCAUUUUGACGAGCAACUUGAUCAUCGCAUGCCUGCCACACUCCGUGUGGUUCAAGUUUGAGUGUGUUUAACGCAUUCCUACUCCUAUUCGUACCUAAAAAUGGCACUGCCACCACUGGGCUUUGCACGAUAAUGUAGCAAAUAUAACGUGGUGCAUAAAGAUUACUCAACUA
Molecule: messenger RNA, 1322 nt
Organism: Dermacentor silvarum
Lineage: Eukaryota; Metazoa; Arthropoda; Arachnida; Ixodida; Ixodidae
Product: cytochrome P450 3A9
Exons: 10
Coding region: 113-1210 (365 amino acids)
Molecular function (GO): monooxygenase activity; oxidoreductase activity, acting on paired donors, with incorporation or reduction of molecular oxygen; iron ion binding
Source: RefSeq, a predicted model, not a curated record